AUGGCGCAAUCAGGGUUUUCGUCGACAUGGGGACCCGGGGGCGGGGAUGGCGUCUCCGGAAGCCGUCGCAAGAGGGUUUUCGAGUAUCUCAAGGCGGCAAAUGAGUUGCGCCAGACGUACACAUCCCAAUGGUCUACGCAGCGGAACGAUCCCAACGAGGACUACUAUAAUACACCUGGCGCGUUUCCGGAUGUUGAAAUAGCACGGGCGGGUGACGAGGAGAUGGUGCUCUUCCCGAGCUAUGCCAGACGAUUGACGGAAAAAAGGAAGGCCGAGGUCUACGCCCAGCAGCGGCAGCGGCAAGAAUCGUGGCCCGAGAUGAUCGAUGAAUACUGUGGGGAGUCCGAUGUUGGGGAUUUCUAUGGCGCUGGCUGGAAAGACUCAGAUCUUGAGGAUGCGGUGGUGGAUGUCGAUGUGCGUGGCUGGAUCUACGCACCGAGUCGAGGACCCAUGAGCCGGAAGCAUCGUCUGAUGAUUGCGCUGGCCAGGAAGCUGAGCGGGAUCCCAGCUCCCACGGCAACUACGAAUGACGAUAGCACCGACAAGACGACCGGCAAGGGUGAGGAUGAAUACGUGGAUAAACAGAUGCAAUCUCUGGUCGACACCGCUGAGAAAGACGCCGACCCGGCAUGGAAGAGCAGCUCGACAGGGGAUCGAGGGCGUGGGGCUGCCAGUCAGCCUGAUCCAUUGAGCAAGGACGAACUGUCCAUGGCCAAUGCGCAUCUGAUGGAGCGACUUCGCCCGUUCCUGACGAAUCCUGUCGCGGGCAUGCCGGUGACGGUUUUCUUUUUCAACGACACAGAGAGCAAAUCGCGGAAUCUCAUGACAGACGAGUCGGGGCACUUCAGUCUCCGUGCUGCAUUGCCGUUUGCGCCAACUCACAUCCGUGUGUUGGCCUCGGAGGAUCUGUCCGCCGCUCGGCCGCUCGAGAUCAUCGAGCCGGUGGGUAUUAGUUUGAUCAGCGACAUCGAUGAUACAGUGAAGCACUCUGCCAUCGCCGGCGGGGCGAAGGAGAUGUUCCGGAACACGUUUGUGCGUGAGUUGUCCGAACUGACUGUAGAUGGAGUCAGUGAGUGGUAUACUCAGCUGGCCAAACAGGGCGUGGAAAUCCACUAUGUGUCCAAUGCACCUUGGCAGUUAUACCCCCUGCUGGAAAGGUAUUUCAAGAUGGUGGGCUUGCCACCGGGCUCGUUCCAUCUCAAACAAUACACGGGCAUGCUACAAGGGAUCUUCGAGCCUACUGCCGAGCGAAAGCGAGGAUCAUUGGAACAGAUCCUCCGGGAUUUCCCUGAACGCAAGUUCAUUUUGGUCGGUGACAGCGGCGAGGCUGACCUGGAGGUCUACACGGACAUUGUCCUGGCAAACCCAGGCCGCAUUUUGGGCAUUUUCAUCCGUGAUGUGACCACUCCGGACAACAAGCAGUUCUUCGAGAAAUCCGUGAGCCAUCUCGAACCAACCAACAUGCGCAGCCGCAGUACUCCGCAACUGGUGGAUCAUACCGACUCAUCGGCUGAUCGACCGGCACUACCACCUCGUCGGCCUCGGGAGCCGUCGCCGCUGCCGGGGGAUGAUGACGCGAAGAGCAUUGAAAAUGGGGAUUUGAUUGAUCUGCGAGACGAGAUCGAUGAGAGCCCGGCGUCUGUGAACCCUCGCGCAGCUCCCGCUAAGCCCUCCAAGCCGUCCUCUCUGCGCGCAGUCGCAGCACCACCUGGUGAAUCCGAGAGUAAUGCACAAGCACCACCGGACGCAAUCCGGCGCAAACCGGUUCCUCCAGUACCACCUCGGCGCUCCGCCACGACCAAGACUGACUCAUUGAAUGAUCUGGAUACCCCAUCAUCAACUCGUUCAAACCAUGAAGCUAGUGGCACACAGGCUCCACCACCACCUCUUCAUUCCAAGCCUAAACCCUCACCACCCGUCCCACCUCCCAGGCGUACCAACACGGCGUCCCCCACAGUUACCUCCAACUCGAGCGUAUCGACCACGCCUCGACCCGCAACUGCAACUGCAGCUGCAGCUGUUAAAGCGUCGUACCCCGCGGUAGCCGCCCAAGCCGCGUUACAAUAUGCAACCGAGCGCCUCAACUUGUCGCAAUCGCCCUCUCUCGGGCUGCGCCAGUCGCCCUCUAACCAGUCUUUGGGACGGACAGCCUCAAACGGCUAUAGCAGUGGCGGCGAGCCUGGCACGCCAGCAGCACCGCUCCCUAAUCGGCGUGAAGAGCUCUGGCGACGUCGCUGGGAACGAGCGAGCCAGGUUCUCGAUGACCACGGGGUUGUCUUGGGCAGCUGGCGUGUUGGAAGCGAUGCACAGCCUGUUUGUUUUUGGCUAGUCGAUGGGGUUCUGAAGGAGAUGCAGGGGAAAGCCAAGUCCAGUGGUCGAUCCUAG
This is a messenger RNA of Penicillium alfredii, 2385 nucleotides long. RefSeq names its product phosphatidate phosphatase App1 family protein. The record is from RefSeq and is a predicted model, not a curated record. Gene Ontology annotation, molecular function: phosphatidate phosphatase activity. Lineage: Eukaryota; Fungi; Ascomycota; Eurotiomycetes; Eurotiales; Aspergillaceae. Gene Ontology annotation, cellular component: actin cortical patch. Bases 1 to 2385 code for a protein of 794 amino acids. The transcript has a single exon.